AUGGCCGACAACCCCGAACCGAGCAGCGACUCUCAGAUCACCUUCAAGGUGAAGACCUCAUCUGAGGGUCACCAAACUAUCACCAUGAGUGAGACCGCGACUGUCCUCGAUCUCAAGACUAAGCUUGCUGGCGAGGAUUUCGAGAACAUUCCCGUCGAGCGCCAACGUCUGAUUUACUCAGGACGUGUUAUGAAGAACGACGACGCCUUGAGCACGUACAAGAUUAAGAACAACAACACGAUUCACAUGGUCAAGAGUGCCGCCAGUAACCAACAGCCUAACCAGACUCCCACCGCCAGUGCCUCCGCAGCUACUCCUGCCCCCGCCAACAUGGCGGCAGGCACCGCGAACCAGCCUUUUGCUGGCCUCACGGGUGCUAGAUAUGCUGGUUUCGGCAAUGGCCUUCCUGGACUUGACAUGUUUGGGCCCGAUGGUGGUAUGGGCGCUCCUAUGGACGAGGCACGCAUUCAGCGCCUCAUGUCCGAUCCUAAUGUUCAAUCUUCCAUGAACGAGGCCCUUAAUAACCCUGACUUUAUUAAUAUGCUUAUCGAUUCGAACCCUAUGCUACGAAACCUGCCCAACGCCCGCGAGAUUAUCACCUCGCCUGUGAUGCGACAGAUGAUGAGCAGCCCCGAGAUGAUGACACAGGCUAUGCGAAUGCAGCGACAGAUGAACGGAGGAGCGCCUGGAGCAUUCCCUGCUCCUGGUGCCACCGAUACAACACCCCAAGGAGCGGAUACCCAGGGCACCAGUGGCCAAACACAGGCAGAUCAACCUCCCCCGAACCCAUUCCUUGGACUACCAGGCUUGCUAGGCCAACAAAGCGGAGGUAACCCGCCCGAUUUUGCACAGCUCAUGCAGCAGCUUCAGGGCCUCGGCUCUCUCUACGGAGCUGGAGGCCAAGGCCAGGCUGCGACAGGACAAACAGGUUCAGCCAACACACCUAGCCAGGGCACCACGGACAGUGCAGCUGGCGCGCAAACUUCUGGAACAACACCCGGCCAAGGUGGUGAACAGCAGGGCUCAACCACUAGCCCACCUCCUGCGAACCCAUUUGCAGCCCUCUUCCCUCCUUCUGGAGGGAACCCGGAGAUGAUGCAGCAGAUGCAGCAGAUGAUGCAAAUGUUCGGUGGCGGUGGAAUGGGUGCGACCGCGAAUCCUCCGGCACCCGCCGAUAACAGGCCUCCUGAGGAGCGCUACGCCGAGCAAUUGCGCCAGCUAAACGAUAUGGGAUUCUUCGACUUUGAUCGGAACGUUGCUGCCUUGAGACGAAGUGGUGGAAGUGUGCAGGGUGCCAUUGAGCAUCUUUUGAGCGGAUAG
Fusarium pseudograminearum CS3096 is the source of this 1320-nucleotide messenger RNA. RefSeq lists its product as uncharacterized. The transcript has 2 exons. Lineage: Eukaryota; Fungi; Ascomycota; Sordariomycetes; Hypocreales; Nectriaceae. The record is from RefSeq and is a predicted model, not a curated record. The coding region runs from base 1 to 1320 and encodes 439 amino acids. Gene Ontology annotation, biological process: ubiquitin-dependent protein catabolic process. Gene Ontology annotation, cellular component: cytosol. Gene Ontology annotation, molecular function: polyubiquitin modification-dependent protein binding.